Messenger RNA from Rubroshorea leprosula, 2745 nucleotides. Lineage: Eukaryota; Viridiplantae; Streptophyta; Magnoliopsida; Malvales; Dipterocarpaceae. The record is from the annotation of a GenBank genome assembly.
CACCACCACCACUUCAUUCUUUCAAAUGCAAAUUACCUUCUCGUCCUUCUUCUUACACUGCCAUAACGCACAAAAUUCCCACCCCCACUGUCUCCUGUCAUCUCAACAUCUGUUACGAUCUGAGCUCCAUGCUACCACCUUUGCUCCUUCUUGCUUGCAAAGCAGCGAUCUCCGUUCUCCUCCCUUCUUUUCUCGGCUCCGAUUCUCAGACUCUCAUAGGGGGUUGAGUUUUUUUGAGGAUUCUGGAAGGGGAUUAUUUAGACUGAAGCAUAAUUCAAUCAUACCAUGUCUGAUCAGGCUGCGGAUUCAGAUCAUGGUACUGAUGGAACGGGUGGCCAAUCCGUGUAUAAUUACAAAGCUUCUUGGAUUAGCCACUGGAAGCACACUAGUUUUAAGCCAUCUAUCAAGAAACAUAAUGAUUUACCACUUAGUAAUGGGCUUGACAAUGAUGGUUCUGAUCUUAAGCAGCAUGUAUCCCAUUGUGGGACUGAAAAGGCAACCCAAGGAUUAAGGGAAUUAUCUGAAGUUGGAAAGGUUGACAUCAUGGACAAGAGUUUGAAAAUGAGUGCUAUCAAGCUGGGGAAAGAAAGCUUAGAUGGUCAGCCCUCUCUGGUAUUUAAUGUUUCUCAGAAUCAGGAGAGUGAUGUGGCGAUAAACAAUAACUGGGGUAAAUCAUAUCCUAACGAGGUGAAAUGUCAACUUUAUCCCAGAAGUGGCAAUGAGACUCUUACUCUAGGGAGAAGUAAAUGGGUUCAUCCUGAAACUGAAUGUAAUCACCUUCAGCCUAAAGGCAUCUUAUGGGAUCAUGAGCAGCUGGUUAGAUCACAUGGUUUUCUUGAAAAGAACAGUUUAGCUGCUUCAACCUCUUUUCAGCCUGAUGUGAGGUCAACUUCUAACAUUGAGCCACAUGGAUUUAACAGUGAAGGGGCUGAAAUUCAAUCCUUCAUGUGUCACCAAGAAGAAAUUGACCAAUCAAUCCUUCGUGAGACCUCAACCAGCCAUAACCAACUGCCAACUUUUCUUAACAAACAGUGUCAGAAGGGAGAAGAUGACUGUGGUAUUAGAUUGCUUCAGAGCAGAGUUAGUCAUCCAGAGGUGAUGAAAUCGGUGAAGGGAUAUCACGAAUGCUCCUCAGUGCCAAGAAUUCCCUUUUCUGUUCUUGAUGUUGAGACUAUGAGAAUUCUCACCUCAAUAGAUUCAAUGGAAGACUUACCCAGUAGUCCACCCAAGUUUUCUCAGACAACACGUGAAUUUUUUAUUACAAAGAAGAAUGAUGUUAACUUGUCAUCCUUAGGUCAGGUUUUAAGAGACUCCAAAGACUCUUCCCGGUUAAAGGGGAAAAUGUCUGGUGACUUUCUAACUCUAUCUCCAAGUUUCAGUUUCCAAGGUCAGCAUGAUGUGAAUCUGCAACCACUAUGGAGGAGUUCCACAGAUAGUGAAGGAGGAGAAAAUGCUGGCAAUGUUAAAACUUCUGCUGUUUGUUUACAGAAUGAAUCAUCAACAGAGACUGAUGCUAUGGAAUUAGAUUUUUUCCAGAAGCGACAACUUUCAGGUAUCCCCGUGUCUCCACCAAAUCAGAAAAUCGAGGAGCCACAAAAUUCAUCAACAUCUCAAACACCAAUUGCUUCUGCAAGGGAAGAAACUGUAGAGAGAAUAGCAAACACAAACACUGAUUUACCUGACAUAAAUCAGGAGCCAUUCACUGUUCCAGUGGCGGCAAGCUUAGUGGAUGAGAGAGAGACUAGUCCAUCUAGAACUUUGAGUUUGGAUGCUGAGCAUCUGCUUUCACAUGCUGAGCAGCCUACAGAUUCUAAAUCCACUGCUUGUCCAGAUGCUCAUCUGGGAACAGAGCUAAGAAGUAGAUGGAUUAAACGUCUCAGGGUGGGCAGUUCAGAUUCGUUGGAUCAUGCUACUAAGAGAUCCAAAACUGGAGAAUCUUCAUCCCAAGAAAAAGUUAAAGAGAUCUUCAGCAAGAGCUUGAAAUGCAGCAUGACCAGUUCAGGACCCAGUGAAGGCAGAUGUCAAGUUAAACCAUGCAGAGCGUUAGAUCAAACUGUUAUGUUGCUAAAGAAUGGUGACUCCUCCUCUUCGACUGACUUGGUGAGAAAAAGUCAUGACAUUACUCUUUCACAUUCUUGGAUUCAGAGGUGGGCUAAAAAUGGAGCUGCAUCUCCAAAAAGGAAACCCAAGACCAUGGCAUUAUGUGAACCAAAGAGUUCAAAAGAAGCUCUGGAUGAAUAUCAGAAGAAGCAAUUUCCAAGCAUUGCAGCUAUGGCUUUGAUGGGUAAGACCAUGAGUGGUUUUCAUCCAUGUGAAUUUAAACGUAGAGGGUCUUUGAUUGUUUGGAACACGUAAGAAUCCAUGAGGAAAAUCUAGCUGGAGAAUUUCAAGCAAUAUGUUAAACCAAUAUAUAGUAAGUGAUGUACUAAUAAAAAAAAAAGGGAAGUGAUGCCAGUUCUCUCAGUAGGCAGCACUGCUUGAAAGGUGUGAUGCCAUUUCUCUGUCCAUGCAUCAGCAUCACACCUGCAGAGUUUUUAUUGGAUUCUGAAUGUUGCUUAGGGAAGCAUCAUGUUUUAUCUGGCAUCCCUCUGGGUGCCAAUUUUACCUUCAAACUUUGAUCUUCCUUAUUUAAUUUUGGUUAGAGUUUGAUGCAUUAUUGUUGAUAUUACACGUUGCUCUUGGCAAGGUGGAUCAUCCAAUGGAAUGUGAUGUGAACAUCAUGGUUCUGCUUAUACCUCUUGUUUC